This is a messenger RNA of Cyprinus carpio (common carp), 932 nucleotides long. RefSeq names its product retinol binding protein 4, like (gene rbp4l). The transcript is spliced from 6 exons. Gene Ontology annotation, molecular function: retinol transmembrane transporter activity; retinoid binding. Bases 153 to 755 code for a protein of 200 amino acids. The record is from RefSeq and is a predicted model, not a curated record. NCBI's taxonomy places the organism in Eukaryota, Metazoa, Chordata, Actinopteri, Cypriniformes, Cyprinidae.
AUAAUCAAUAAGCCUGUCUGUAGAGUUGGUAUAAAAGGGCCUUUGCUCAGUGUAGACAACACAGCCUUGUGGAGAACCACAAAGAGAGAUCCUACACCACUGAAUCCUUCCUUUUGUUCACUCAACAACAACAAAACAAACAGUUGCUCAGAAUGGAAUACUACAAGUUUGCCCUGCUUGUGGUUUUCCUGUCCUACAUUGAGCGCUGCUGGUCUACCUCCUGCGUUGUGGACAGCUUUACAGUCAAGGACAACUUUGACCCCAAAAGAUAUGCAGGCAAAUGGUACGCUCAGCAGAAGAAAGACCCAGAGGGACUCUUCCUCCAGGACAACAUCUCUGCCGAAUACACCAUUGAUGAUGACGGCACCAUGACUGCCUCUUCCAAGGGCCGCGUAACUCUUUUCGGGUUAGUGAUGAAUUUCUGUGUUGCUUACGCUGACAUGGCUGCCCAGUACAGUGUUCCUGACCCAACCACUCCUGGCAAGAUGUUCAUGAACUACCAGGGCUUGGCUAGCUAUCUGUCCAGUGGAGGUGACAACUACUGGGUCAUUGACACCGACUACGACAACUAUGCUAUCACCUACGCUUGCCGCACUCUGAAGGAUGAUGGCACAUGCGAGGAUGGCUAUGCCCUGGUCUUCUCGCGCAACCCCCGUGGCUUGCCUCCUGCAAUCCAGCGCAUCGUCCGCCAGAAACAAGACGAGAUCUGCAUGACUGGUCAGUUCCAGCCCGUCCUGCAGUCUGGGGCUUGCUAAACUGUUAGAGAAAACGAAGAGCAUGCUGGCAUAAGAAGCGGCAUCUGGGGUCAUUGCAUUUUAAUGCUGUAGAGAUGCAUAUGUGCAUCAGGGAGACAUCAGAUCAUUGAACUCCUUAUCCCAAGGGAACCUUGUACUGUGUGAAGUGAAUGUGACAAUAAAUAUUUUUAAACAAAA